AUGGCUCUAUCAACUCUUCUAGUCAUCUUUAUAUCACUCAUAGGAAUAUGGGCAAAGUCAAUUCCUGUAAGAGGCAGUUUUGAUGAUGUUGAGGUUUCUGAUCAAGCUGGCAAUCGUCUGGUCUUUGCACAUUUCAUGAUUGGGAUUACCAGCGACAGAACCAGUGCCUCUGCCUACGACGACGAUAUGCAACGAGCAAAGUCACUCGGCAUCGACGCCUUUGCCUUGAACAUCGGCGUUGACCCAUACACCGACCAACAGUUGGAACUUGCAUAUGAGUCCGCAGCAACCAACGGAAUGAAAGUAUUCCUUUCAUUCGAUUUCAAUUGGUGGAAUACCGGACAAGCAUCUGCGGUCGGCCAGAAGAUUUCCCAGUACUCCAACAAACCAGCCCAGUUGAUGGUUGACAACAAGGUUUUCGUAUCCUCUUUCGCUGGAGAUGGACUGGACGUGGGAGCUUUACGGGCAGCUGCCGGAAAACCAAUUUUCUUUGCACCUAACUUCCAUCCUUCUCAAGGGACUGACAUCUCGCCUGUUGAUGGGCUACUCAAUUGGAUGGCUUGGCCGAACAACGGGAACAAUAAAGCACCUUCUGCUGGAGCUAAUGUAUCCGUUGCGGAUGGGGAUAAGGUCUACGUCAAUGCCUUAGCAGGGAAGGCCUAUAUUGCACCCGUUUCACCCUGGUUCUCUACCCAUUUUGGACCAGAGGUUUCCUACAGCAAGAACUGGGUAUUUCCCUCGGAUCUGCUUUGGUAUAAUCGGUGGAACGAAGUAUUGGCCCUCGGCCCGAGAUUCAUCGAGAUUGUGACUUGGAAUGAUUAUGGCGAAUCGCAUUAUAUCGGGCCUUUGAAGUCACCUCAUACUGAUGACGGUGCUUCCAGAUGGGUCAAUGAUAUGCCCCAUGAUGGAUGGCUAGAAAUCUCGAAGCCAUUCAUUGCAGCCUUCAAAGAUGGUGCAAAAUCGCCAGACAAAUACAUUACUGAUGAGAAAUUGGUUUACUGGUACCGACCAGCGCCACGAGACGUUAACUGUGACGCAACAGAUACCUGCAUGGUCCCUGCUAAUAACGGUAGCGGAAACUAUUUCCUAGGCCGUCCAAAUGGUUGGCAAUCCAUGCAAGAUUCUGUUUUUGUUGUGACCUUGCUUCAGUCACCUGCGACUGUCCAGGCAAAUUCCGGCGGCAGCGUUUACCAAUAUGACGCACCGGCUGGGGCAUAUGCACAAGCUGUCCCUAUGAACGUUGGUGUGCAGGCUUUCUCGAUUAGUCGUGAUGGGAAAGCGGUGCUUUCUGGUGUCAGUCUCAAGCCCAUUAUUAAUGGGUGUGUUUGUGGUCUUUAUAAUUUCAACGCUUAUGUGGGAAGUCUUCCAGCGGGCUUUAGCGAUCCGCUUCAACCAGAUGGCCUAGCAGCCUUCCUUCAGGGAUUGCAUGUGACAACCUGUCGCCCGACCCCUUCGUUAGGUACUGCUACCCCAACCGCAUCCACCACCUCCUCGACUUCAUUGCCGCCAACGGGGCCACCGACUACCACAUCAUCCACGACAUGUUCAACUUCUCCUUGCCCAACGGGGCCACCGACUACCACAUCACCCACGACAUGUUCAACUUCUCCUUGCCCAACUGGAUCAUCGACUACAACGCCAGCCGUGACUGCCACUGUCACCCAGACUAUCACCCAGACAGUAACUGUCACUUCCUGUUCAGGAGAUAGUGGAGGCGGCGGCGGCGGUGGCGGUGCUGGAGGUGGCGGUGGGUCAGGAGGUGGAGGAAAAGUCUGCACAGGAGGCACAGGGCCUGGAAAUUAUGUGGGACUCUGCAACUUCAGUUGUGGAUAUGGUUACUGCCCACCUGGUCCUUGCACCUGUACUCGAUAUGGAGCACCUGUCCCGGCACCCCCCUCAACGGAGACAAACGGUAUCCCCUUGCCUGGUGAAGAUGACUCGUACGCUGGUCUUUGUAGGUUUGCCUGUGGUCUUGGAUAUUGUCCCCCCACCGCCUGUACAACGCGAUGA
This is a messenger RNA of Penicillium pulvis, 2010 nucleotides long. Its product is annotated as glycoside hydrolase family 71 protein. Gene Ontology annotation, molecular function: glucan endo-1,3-alpha-glucosidase activity. The coding region runs from base 1 to 2010 and encodes 669 amino acids. The record is from RefSeq and is a predicted model, not a curated record. NCBI's taxonomy places the organism in Eukaryota, Fungi, Ascomycota, Eurotiomycetes, Eurotiales, Aspergillaceae. Gene Ontology annotation, biological process: mating projection tip cell wall disassembly. The transcript has 5 exons.